Messenger RNA from Fusarium redolens, 1335 nucleotides. RefSeq lists its product as uncharacterized. The record is from RefSeq and is a predicted model, not a curated record. Bases 93 to 1190 code for a protein of 365 amino acids. NCBI's taxonomy places the organism in Eukaryota, Fungi, Ascomycota, Sordariomycetes, Hypocreales, Nectriaceae. The transcript has 2 exons.
AAUUUGAAGCCUUAGAAAUACCUAUUAAUUUUCCCCCUUUCCAUGCUGUUGCUACCCCAUGUUUAAAGAGCCGCUGAACAAAACAACUCAGUAUGAAGCAUAUGUUCCCUUCCUUAUUGGUUACCUCUUUGAUCUCAGCAGCCUUUGCUUCUAAUUGCGCAACUCCGACGUGCCCCCCAAUUUCUGGCGAUAUCUUGAUUCAAAAUGAGUUCCAACUCUACCCAUCUCACUAUCGGUGGGAUAAUCAGCGUUGCGUUCUGUACCUCAGCGCGAUUUAUAAUGCGAGCAUCGUCAUAUGGGACCCCUACAGCUCAUCAAUCCAGCGAGUUGUUUCCAUCCCAGGAAUAAGCCACAACGCCUUGCAAGCUUCUGACAAAAGACUCUCUGGUAUUGUUCUUGACGCCACAAAUAACGUUCUGUCUGCUGUCGUUGAGGCAGACGAGUUCUUCCUAACUGCGGGAAACGAUGUGAGCGGCGAUAACUUUGUCGUCAAGGUCGAUCUGAACAAUUUUGCAAUCAAGAAGAUCAACCUAACGACUACCACCAAGGGGAAAUACGGGGCGUUUAUUGACCUUGAUAAUGGCCUUUCUGGAGACCUCUAUGUUAAUGGUGGUUAUCCAUCCAGUAUCCUUCACAUUGACCGCAAGGAUCAUGUCUCGCCUUUCUACGUCCGCGAACCAGCCACUGCUCCGCGCCCUUUUGGGUUUGGAGGAGUGGUUCGCUUCCACGAUACUCUCAUCGCUAACGACAAUACCAACCAUCAGCUCGUCAGGUUCUCUCUUCACAGCGGUAAUAGGUCACCAGUUGUUAUCCCGCAGACAAUCUAUCACAAUUUUUCCGCCGGAGCUUCCCUAAGCCUGCCUCAUAGGUAUGGCGGAAGAGUUUUACUCCAGGCAGAAGAUAUCCUUGUUAAGAAAACAACCGGAGUCUCUGUGUUCAGCUCAAUGGAUGGCUGGAAAACAGCAAAGUUCGUGGGCUUCAUAGAGAGUGUUGACAGGAAGUUGGAACCUGCCUCGGUGGCUAUUAGUCAGACUACUGCACGGGAGAUUGGUGAUCGCAUCUAUUCGAGCGUGUUGUUCUACGACAACAAGAUGAACCCUUCGAUGGCGGGCAAUCGAACAGACUUUGCGCUGCGGGAUAUUACGGAUUCAAUUGACGCGCUGUUAAAGGCAAAUGGAUUUAAUAUGUAAGGGUAUAACUAUUCUAGCAUAGUGGUUAGAAAAGGUCUAGAUGUUAAAGUCUCGUAAUAGUACUCUCUCGUUGGUUUUCCUGUCGGCUAGCAUGGCAUGGACUUGAUGAAUGACUUGUUAGUCCUGCUCGGUUAUAAAGCCGAUC